This is a messenger RNA of Phascolarctos cinereus (koala), 2353 nucleotides long. NCBI's taxonomy places the organism in Eukaryota, Metazoa, Chordata, Mammalia, Diprotodontia, Phascolarctidae. The record is from RefSeq and is a predicted model, not a curated record.
UUUUCUCUUGGCCCUGAACCCUCUCUACCUUCCCUGCAGCUGAGAUCACUCUGCCUUCCGAAAGCCUACUCUGUGCUUGCAGAGCCCAGGAGACAAUGACAUUCAAGAAUGUGGCUGUGGACUUCACCCAGGAGGAGUGGGGCCUCUUGGACCAUCCUCAGAAGGAGUUGUACAAGGAGGUCAUGCUGGAGAAUGCCCAGAACCUGCUCUCCCUGGAAGGAGAGAUCAGACUUGAAAUGAGACUACUACAGCACUAAGCCUUUCUGUAAAAAAAAAAAACUCACAAGCAAAGAUUCAGAAGUAAUGGUCCCUGUGGCUUCAUUUAUAGAGAAAUCUGUGCUACACAUCAGAGAAUCCAUACUGGAGAUAAACCUUAUGAAUGUAAUCAAUGUGGAAAGGGUUUUACACAUAAAGGCACUCUUACUGUACAUCAGAAAGUCCACAGUGGAGAGAAACCUCAUAAAUGUAAUCAGUGUGAAAAGGCUUUCAGCAUCAGCUCCAGUCUGGCUGAACAUCAGAGAAUCCACACUGGAGAAAAACCUUAUGAAUGUAAUCAGUGUGGAAAGUCUUUCCUAAAGAGGGCCAAUCUUGCUUUACAUAAAAGAAUCCACACUGGAGUGAAACCUUAUGAAUGUAAUCAAUGUGGAAAGGCUUUCAGUGUCAGCUCCAAUCUUGCUACACAUCAGAGAAUUCAUAUUGGAGAGAAACCUUAUGAAUGUAAUCUAUGUGGAAAGGCUUUCAGAAACAGUUCCAGUCUUGCUAAACAUCGGAGAACCCACACUGGAGAAAAACCUUAUAAAUGUAAUCAGUGUGGAAAGUCUUUCCUAAAGAGGGCCAGUCUUGCUUUACAUAAAAGAAUCCACACUGGAGAGAAACCUUAUGAAUGUAAUCAAUGUGGAAAGGCUUUUGCACAUAAAAGAACUCUUACUGGACAUGAGAGAACACACACUGGAGAGAAACCUUACAGAUGUAAUCAAUGUGGAAAGACUUUCAGAGAAAGCUCCACUCUUGUUAAACAUCAGAGAAUCCACACUGGAGGGAAACCUUAUGAAUGUAAUCAAUGUGGAAUGGCUUUCAGCGCUAUCUCCAGUCUUGCUGAACAUCAGAGAAUCCACACUGGAGAAAAACCUUAUGAAUGUAAUCAAUGUGGCAAAGCUUUUACACGUAAAACAAGUCUUAUUGUACACAAGAGAAGACACACUGGAGAGAAACCUUAUGAAUGUAAUCAAUGUGGAAAGGCUUUUGCACAGAGGGCCAAUUUUACAGGACAUCAGAAAAUACACACUGGAAAGACCUCAUAAGUGUAAUCAGUAUGGAAAUUCUUUCAGACUCAGCUGCAUUCUUAAUGUACAUCAAAGAAUCCACACUGCAGAAAAACCUUAUGAAUGUAAUCAAUGCAGAAAGGCUUUUACACAGAGGACGCAACUUUCUGAAUAGCAGAAUCCACAUUGGGGAAAAACCUUAUGAAUGUAUUCAAUGUGGAAAGGCUUUUAUAGGCAGCUGCAGUCUUGCUGAACAUCAGAGAAUCCACACUUGUGACAAACUGUGAAUAUAAUCAGUAUAGAAAAUCUUUCCUACAAGGGGACAGUCUUGCUUUACAUAAAAGAAUCCACACUGGAGGUUGUGAAUGUAAUCAUGUAUGAUUAUUGAAUGUUAUGAAUGUAAUCAAUGUGGAAAGGCUUUCAGAGACAGCUCCAGUCUUGCUAAACAUCAGAGAAUCUACACUGGAGAGAAUGCAAUCAAUGUGGUAAAAGUCAGCCUUUGUUUCACAUCAGAGAAUUCAUGUAAGAUAUAAAUCUUAGCACUGACAUGAUUGAGGAAAGGCAUUGAAAUGGAGUAUGGAGCUUCUUAACAGAAAAUUCUAGGUAAAAGCCAUUUAUGGACUCAUAAGCCUUCAAAGGCCUUCAGCCAGAGAUCACUUCUUAUCCUCUCAUCAGAGGAUUCAUACUACGAGAAUGUGCUCCAUGAGGAUAUGCCUUUGUCAGGAAGAUGGAGGUCACUGGUGAAGUGUUAAACGUUGUGUCUGAUUGUAACAGAAUGGUGAAAGAAAGGGAAAUAAUUCAUGCCAUCCCACCAGGUUGCAAAACCAAAAAAAGGAGGAAAUAGGCUUAUAAGUGGUAGUAGUGAAGGAAAGAAGACAUCUGGAUGUUCUCAAAAAUAGAAUGUCUUCAGAAUAAGGAAAUGAACUCACAACAAUAUUAUGUCAACUAGGAAACUCUGUGUGGUGAAGGGAAGAAAUCAGAGUUGUUUGAUCAAGGAUAUAAAAAUUGGGGCCAUUUAGGGGAAUUUAGUGGUCUCCUGCAGACCACCUACACAUAUGUAUCAGAUUACAUGCAGGCUAUCCCAUCUGCCA